Molecule: messenger RNA, 1543 nt
Organism: Beta vulgaris subsp. vulgaris (sugar beet)
Lineage: Eukaryota; Viridiplantae; Streptophyta; Magnoliopsida; Caryophyllales; Amaranthaceae
Product: E3 ubiquitin-protein ligase AIRP2
Exons: 5
Coding region: 437-1180 (247 amino acids)
Biological process (GO): protein ubiquitination
Molecular function (GO): ubiquitin protein ligase activity
Source: RefSeq, a predicted model, not a curated record
AUUGUAUAACUCCACUUGUCAUCUUUUUGCAUCAUCCACCUUCUUUCUUUGCCUUCACAGAGUGAAACCACUACCCCCCAAAACAGGAAAAAGAAAAAAAGUAAAAAACAAAAUCAAAAGAAAUUCUAAGAAGAACCCAGAAAAGGGCUAAUUUUCGUUCUGUUUUAUGUAAGAGAGAGAAAACUUCUUCCAUAGUCUACACACAGACACCUUUUUGUAUGUAUGUUUGAACUUUUUUUUAGGGUUUUUGGAAAAUUAUCAGGUGAUUUUUGGUGUACAAUCAUUUAGUUUAUGGGUUUUAUUCAAUUUAAUUGAAUUUGAUGGUGGUAUUGGGAAUUUUAUUCUGUUUUGUUUGCUUUUGAUUUUUCUGGGUAAAUUUGAGGGUAAGAGAUAAAGAGUAGAGGAGAGAGAAAGAUUGAUUUUUUUUUUUUUGGAAAUGUACGUGGCUUCCAUGCGAAAGUCGUUCAAGGAUUCUCUCAAAGUGUUAGAAGCAGAUAUUCAGCAUGCUAAUACUCUUGCAUCUGAAUUUCCUAGAGAAUAUGAUGGAGCAUGCCUUCAAAUGAGGAUGUCAUAUGCUCCUGCCGCUCAUUUCUUGUUGUUCUUGGUCCAGUGGACCGAUUGCAACUUGGCAGGGGCGUUGGGCCUGCUGAGGAUACUCAUUUAUAAGGUUUAUGUGGAUGGCACAACUACCAUGUCAACGCAUGAAAGGAAAGCAAGUAUCAGAGAGUUUUAUGCCGUAAUAUAUCCCUCCUUAUUACAACUUGAAAGUGGUGUUACUGAUAAUGAGGAUAAAAAGCAAAAAGCUGUUUGCAUGGAGAGAUACCGUAAAAGAGAUGAGGAGGAAUACAGACAAUAUACAGAUAUGGAUAUUGAAAGGGAGGAGGAAUGUGGUAUUUGCAUGGAGAAUUAUAGCAAAAUUGUGUUGCCUAACUGCAAUCACGUCAUGUGCCUGAAGUGCUACCGAGAAUGGCGCUCAAGGUCUCAGUCCUGCCCCUUCUGCCGCGAUAGUCUCAAGCGGGUGAACUCUGGAGAUCUCUGGGUGUUCACCGAUACCAGAGACGUGGUCGACAUGGCAACAUUGACAAAGGAGAAUCUUAGGAGGCUGUUCAUGUAUAUAGAGAAGCUGCCCCUGAUUGUUCCGGAAUCACUAUUUGAUGCAUACGAUUCGCAUCUCAAAUGACAUCUAAAAUUACUCAGAGGGGAUCCACCCUUUAUACUUCCUCCAAACCCAGUGUUUAAUCUACAGUCUCCCUGCCCUAAUGCAUAGUUUGUUCCUCACCAUUGCAGCAGUUGUUUGAACAUUGGUUGGUCUAUUUAGAUUUAGUUAGAAGUGCAAAUGCUUUUCAAAUGUUUUGGCUGCUUAAUUAUGUGGAAGUAAUGUCUGCCUGAUUAAUUACUGGUAGGCUAGAGAGGAAGGGUGUGGUAGUUUCUUUUUUAUAUGGGUUUCCGUAAAUUUGUAUGUAGGGAAAAUGUGUACAUGUUUGUACAGUUCUGUUAUUUAGGAAAGGUGUAGAAUGAAGGGAACUCGCUUCUUUUGUUGAUA